AUGUUUCUAUCAACGUCCGUCUCCUCUGCCCUGAGCUCGGCCGAAGACGAUUCCACACGCGACCACAGGAAAGAGAGCAACGGAGAGAAAUCAGACACAGAGCUUGUGCGUAUGUACACCUUCUGCUCACGCACACGCAGUGGCAAUAUGGCCGCCAUCUUUGUGAACCUCAAUGCGGACAAGGACGUGGGAGUGAAUCUGAAGACUAUGUCGGAUACCAUCGACUUUGAUCUGGUGCCCAGAGUGGAGUACAUGCUGACCUCGACCGCUCUAUCAAGCCUGGACAUAUAUCUUAACGACAAGCUAUUAAGUCUGACCGACACUGGAGCACUGCCAGAUCUCAAGGGCCGAAGAGUGGUCCCAGGGUAUUUUGAUGAACAAGCGACCGUCCUACUGCAGCCUGCGUCGUACGCCAUCAUUGAUUUCGAAGCGGAACUUGAUUUAUGCAAGGCAUAG
Molecule: messenger RNA, 456 nt
Organism: Sphaeroforma arctica JP610
Lineage: Eukaryota; Ichthyosporea; Ichthyophonida
Exons: 3
Coding region: 1-456 (151 amino acids)
Source: RefSeq, a predicted model, not a curated record